Messenger RNA from Magnolia sinica, 1396 nucleotides. Its product is annotated as glycerate dehydrogenase. The record is from RefSeq and is a predicted model, not a curated record. Gene Ontology annotation, cellular component: cytosol. Gene Ontology annotation, molecular function: NAD binding; glyoxylate reductase (NADPH) activity; hydroxypyruvate reductase (NADH) activity. NCBI's taxonomy places the organism in Eukaryota, Viridiplantae, Streptophyta, Magnoliopsida, Magnoliales, Magnoliaceae. The coding region runs from base 66 to 1226 and encodes 386 amino acids. The transcript is spliced from 13 exons.
AAGAAAGAGCUUUAUUUACACAUCUUCUACCGCUUCUGUUAUACAGAAAUCAGGUAGAGCCAUAAAUGGCAAAGCCGGUAUCGAUUGAAGUAUGGAAUCCAAGCGGCAAAUAUAGAGUUAUUAGUACCAAAUCAAUGCCUGGAACGAGAUGGAUCCGACUCUUAACCGACCAAGAUUGCCGCGUCGAAAUUUGCACUGAGAAGAAAACCAUCUUGUCCGUCGAAGAUAUUCUCGCUCUGAUUGGCAAUAAGUGCGACGGAGUGAUUGGACAGUUGACAGAAGACUGGGGAGAGGUACUAUUCUCAGCACUGAGCAGGGCAGGAGGGAAGGCUUUCAGUAAUAUGGCCGUCGGAUACAACAAUGUGGAUGUGAAUGCUGCUUCUAAGUAUGGGAUUGCUGUUGGCAAUACUCCUGGUGUUCUUACAGAGACAACAGCUGAGUUAGCGGCUUCGCUAUCACUGGCAGCUGCCAGGAGAAUAGUUGAAGCAGAUCAGUUCAUGAGGGCAGGUUUAUACGAUGGAUGGCUUCCUCACUUGUAUGUUGGUAAUUUACUGAAGGGGCAGACGGUCGGAGUGAUUGGAGCAGGUCGUAUUGGAUCGGCAUAUGCUAGAAUGAUGAUUGAGGGUUUCAAAAUGAACCUCAUAUACUAUGAUCUGUAUCAGGCUACUCGACUUGAGAAGUUUGUAACAGCUUAUGGGCAGUUCUUGAAAUCCAAUGGUGAGCAACCUGUGAUGUGGAAAAGAGCUGCUACCAUGGAAGAUGUCCUCAGAGAGGCUGAUGUGAUUAGCCUUCAUCCAGUUUUGGAUAAAACUACGUAUCAUCUGAUUAACAAAGAACGCCUUGCGAUCAUGAAGAAGGAAGCUAUCCUUGUGAAUGCAAGUAGGGGCCCUGUGAUCGAUGAAGCAGCCCUAGUGGAGCAUCUGAAAGUGAAUCCCAUGUUUCGAGUUGGUCUUGAUGUGUUCGAGGAUGAACCUUUCAUGAAGCCCGGACUAGCCGACCAGAAAAAUGCCGUCAUCGUACCCCACAUUGCUUCUGCUUCCAAGUGGACUCGCGAAGGAAUGGCCACUCUUGCAGCUCUAAAUGUAUUGGGAAAAAUCAAAGGGUACCCAAUUUGGUCUGAUCCAAAUCGUGUAGAACCGUUCAUGGAUGAGAAGUCUCCAGCUCCAGCUGCAUGCCCCAGCAUCGUCAAUGCAAAACAACUCGGCCUAACCACUUCGAAGCUUUAAGUGGGAAAUCGAAUAUAUGCAUCGUUUAAAUAUAGAAUUAUGUACAGUGAAGGUGGAAUGGGCUUUAAUGGGCUUUUGUUUUCCUGGAAGAAGAGUUGCUAAGACUGUAUUUGUAUCUCUUAUUACGUAUUGACCAGCUUCUCGUAUCAAAAUUUAAGAUCUUUCAAGCA